CCUGCGUAGAGGAGUGCGGGAGCUUCGCAGUGGCUGUGGCUCUCGGUCUAGAGUGUCCCUCGGGCGUCGCCCUCUGCUCCUUCUGUCCUGGUAGCGGGAGACUUUCUAACAUCACUAAUCUCGGAGCGGUAGGUGGGACCUGGCCGGCCGAAGAGUUGGCCCCUCCGAGGCUGGGCUGCGGAGAGGAGCCUUCGGGUCAGGUUUUAAAGGGGUUGGGAAAGCGAGGAAGCCUUGGGAGUCUGUGGAGGGGCUUUGCAGCCAAAUUGGCCCCUCUUGAGGAUUAUUCUCUCCCCUCCUAGAUCUGUCUUGAAGUCAGUGUGGCCACUUGAGGAAGGCACUCCCACCCCUUGAGAUGACGUCCAUGCUUCCAACAACCGGGGCCCAGGGGCCAAUGCUGUUUGAGGAUCUGGCUGUGUAUUUUUCUCAAGAGGAGUAUGUGAGUCUGCACCCUAUCCAGAGGUCCCUCAGCAGAGAUACUGCACAGGAGUGUUUCGAGGAUAUGGCCUUGAUGGGAGGGGAAGGCAAGACUGAGAUUUCUCAACAGUUAAAUCUAGAGUCUACGGGAUUUGAAGAACUUGCCCCAGAAAACUCCUCCAUCACUGUGCCCCUUAUCUAUCACCCAGAAAAAUCUGAGACUGGAGUUGGAGACCCAGAAAGGAAAGUAUCAGGUGGAGCUCCUGCUUGCAAGAAAAGGUUCAUAAGCCUGUUAGUUACCAUUGAAAACCAAACUCCAUUACUAGAACUGUCUGAGUAUUUAGGAACCAGAGCACUUUCUGAAAUUCUUGAAUUUCCUGGGGAAGAAGCCAAAAAUUUGUACAAGUGUCCUGAAUGUGACGAAAGCUUCAGUGAUAACUCAUACCUUGUUUUGCAUCAGAAAACUCAUUCUGGAGAGAAAAAGUAUAAAUGUGGUGACUGUGGGAAGAUUUUCAAUCAUAGAGCCAACCUGAGGACACACCGGAGGAUCCAUACUGGCGAGAAGCCUUAUAAGUGUGCUGAGUGCGGCAGUAGCUUCCGCCAGCACUCACAUCUGUCUCGGCACAUGAAUAUCCACAUAAAGGAGAAACACCACACAUGUGGCGUAUGUGGGAGAGGUUUUAUGUGGCUCCCGGGAUUGUCACAGCAUCAGAAAACCCACGCUGCCAAAAAAGCCUAUGAAUGUACUGACUGCGGUAAAUAUUUUGGUCAGAAAACAAAUCUUGCUUUGCAUGAAAGAACGCACACGUCAGCCACCCAGUACCAGUGCACUCAGUGUGUGAAGUGCUUCGGGCAGUCCUCACACCUUGUCCUCCCCGAGCAGGGCCAUGCAGAUGACUCUGAACACUGCAGUGACUAUGGGGAAAAUAUGCUUUUGUUCUCAAAAUUUAAACCUUUAAAAUGUCCUGAGUGUGCGAAGACCUUCCUUCGUGUCUCUGAGCUUAUUUCCCAUCAGAGCAUUCAUAGAGGGGAAAAGCCCCAUAAAUGCAAAACAUGGGCAAAAAGUUUUAUUUUGGACUCAGAGCUUGCAUGCCACCAGAAGAACCACACAGGAGAGGAAACUUUUAAAUGUACCAUGUGUGGGGAAAAUUUCAGGUUGAAUAUGCAUCUCAUUGUUCAUCAGCAAACCCAUAUGAAAACCAUGUAAAUACAGCAAGUUUUCAUUAACGACACUGUGCUUCUCAGUAUCUGUACUGCAAACUGGGGACCAGUUACCCUUUAUGUACCAGGCACUUUAUAUGCAUUCCAUGUCACAUAGCACUUAGUCUCCACAACCUUGCUUUAGGCACUAUGAUUUCCAUUUUAUAACCGAGGAAGGAUAAUGUCACAGCUAGUGAUUGAAGCCAGGAUUCUAACUCAGUAACCCAGUCACUGUUCACAUUGCAUUUGUAUGAGCCAGAGAAUGAUAUGGAACUUUUCUUUAAAUUCAGUUUU
Molecule: messenger RNA, 1908 nt
Organism: Odobenus rosmarus divergens (Pacific walrus)
Lineage: Eukaryota; Metazoa; Chordata; Mammalia; Carnivora; Odobenidae
Gene: ZNF597
Product: zinc finger protein 597
Exons: 4
Coding region: 353-1621 (422 amino acids)
Biological process (GO): negative regulation of transcription by RNA polymerase II
Molecular function (GO): DNA-binding transcription repressor activity, RNA polymerase II-specific
Source: RefSeq, a predicted model, not a curated record